AUGGAUUUGCCAAAAUCAUAUGCAGAUGAAAUUUAUGAGACAAAGCAAUUAAUUAAAAAGCUCAAAAACAAGCCAGAACCUGCUGAAGACUCAUCAUGAGAGCAAUUCAAAAACUCGCUUACUCCUUCAAUACAGUUAUUUAAGGCUAAUUUUAAGAUUAAGGCUCCUUAUGUAGCAUCUUAUAAAAGAUAAGCCUUGAAGAAGCCUAAUCAGACACGGGUGAAUCUCCUCGUUGUGUUGCAUUUUCACUAAUAUAGCCCACAAACUGCUUUAGCCUAUUCUUAAUGCUGUUCCAGAACCUUGAAGUGAGCAGUUUAGAGACUUUAAGACUGCUGCUUCAGUGACUGGAGCUUCAGCUAGAUAAACUCUCUCGCUAGUAUCUAUACCAACUAUGAUCCCUCUGGAGCAUUUGUUGCCUCUAGGGUUAUAAAGCUUUUCUCCAAAGCGUCCAUCAGAAGCACACACAAAGUCUUCAUUGCUGACGAGGAAGCUAAUCCCACCUAAACUAAAACCCAGCACAUGGAAUCUUCAUUUUCCUGCUCGGCUUCCUUCAAAUCAUAACAAGGUCUCCAAGCUCCGAGCAAGCCGUUAAUUCAGCAGUAAAAUAACAAAUGCUUACGCUAUUAUUUUUAAAUGUACAAUUAAUAAAUAUUUAAUUUUUUUAAUAAAGCAUAAUAAUUUAUAUAAUUCAAAUAGGCAAAAAAUUUUGCUGAUUCUCAGGUGAGUUAGGAUUAUCCAGCAUUCAGAGUGAGAACUUUUUUCAUUGUUUUUUAUUAAUAUCAUGCUAAGUUUAGACUAUUACAUUUUGACGACAAUGAUUCCUCUUUAUUUCUCUCAGCAGCAAGGUGCAUCUGAUACUGGAGCAGGAAUUGUUUUUGGCGUUGUCGGCAUUGUGGUAGGGAUUUUGGCUAUUAUUCUUGGUCCAUUUGUCAAUAAGUUAGGAUGUAAACAGUCCUUAAUCAUAUCAAGUGGGUGUACCUUUAUUGGCUAUACACUCCUCCUGGUGACCAGAAAUCUUGCAAUAAACCUAAUUGGAGUUAUAUGUUUUUUAACUGUUGGUUGCGCAAUGUCAUGAUCUGUUGUUGAAUUAGGUGCUAAAUUAUAUACAGCCAAAGAAGCAAGAAAUACAAGCAAUUCAUUAUUAAUGAUGGGAAAUUUUGUCUCUGGGAUUUUGGCUGGAACUGCUAUUGAUUUUAUAUGGACAAACAACAGCAAUUUAAACACAACUUAUUUCGCUAUUUAUAGCACCGCUGCAAUUGCUGCAGGAUUAUCCUUAUUUAUAGCAAUAUCUAUGAGACAGCCUAUCGAAAAUGAGGAAGAAGAGGAAGAAAUAGCUUUUACAAGAGAUUUGUAUAUAAAAAAGAAAUUUUGAAGAUUCUCUGCAUUAAUUGGAUUAUUGAUUUUACUCAGAAGUGGGUGCUUUGGACAGUUAGAUGCAACUUUUCCGAAGUAUCUUACAAGGCAAGAAGGAGAAAAAGCCCAUUUUGGAGCAUACUUAGCUCUGCACUCAACAACAAUGCUUAUUUGCACAAUUGGAUUUACACCGCUUUCCUAUCAAUUUUCCAGCUAUUCUCUAAUUUUAGCUGGAGGCUUUAUAGGAUCAAUUUCACCUUUAUUUUUGGUGAUAGGUGGGAGCAAUUUUUAUUAUAUUUGUUUUGUUAUUGUUGUGUCUGCUGGUGAAAGCCUAUGGGUUCCGAGACUACUAGACUAUACAAUGAGAAUUGCACCAAAAGGGGAAGAAGGAACCUACUUGGCUUUAUGCAAUUGCCCAUUUUAUUUCGGAAUGAUUGUGACUGGAGUAUUUUCUGGUAGUUUAUUGGAAGUGUAUUGCCCUGAGAACGGAGAAAAUAACUGUGAAAAGAUGUGACUUAUUAUUGGUGUUUGUGGAAUAAUGAUCCCAUUUUUAUUGGUUGUUCUAAGUCCCUCUUAAUUCGAACAAAAAAAUUUUGUUAAAAUUUAAAAAUUAUUAUAAAAAAUAUACAAAAUAUCAUGAAAUUUUUAGUCAGAAUUCUAUUUACACUCGAAAUUAAAAUAGGGCAUAUUUCGAUUUUUGCAACAUUAAAUCUGAUAUAAAGCUGUUUACCUAUAAGCAAUAAACUUUGUUUCAAAUUAAAGGGGAGUUAAUUUAUAAAAAAAUAUGGAAUUUUAUAGAUAUUUUUUCCAAUUUAAGGGGGUUGUAAAAAAAAUGCUUGAGCAGCCAGAUACAGAAGAAAAUCCAUAUAUUUCCUGUGUAAAAGAAGGAAAUCAAAAUUACGAUAAAGUUCCUAUAAAUUAA
Messenger RNA from Blepharisma stoltei, 2275 nucleotides. The record is from the annotation of a GenBank genome assembly. Lineage: Eukaryota; Ciliophora; Heterotrichea; Heterotrichida; Blepharismidae.